AUGGGCCUUCCGUCACCAUGGUUUCUUUCCGUGCUGUCUGGAGUACUCUGCGUGCAUGCGGACAAACCCGCCGAUCCCACACUGCCCGGCAUGGUGGGGAAAAUUCUCGCCGGUGAUUUUGACAACAACUUCUUCGACGGCGACCUGCUCAAGGGCCCCCCAAGCAACGAGAAGGAGGAGAUGGGUGCUUGCUUGCUGGACAAGGUCGGCGCAAUUGUCAGUGAAAAUGGAGUGGAAGAUUUCCUGAAUGAUCUACAGGUGGACGCAGCGGCGUGCUGCACCAAGGACAAGGAGGAAUGUGUCAAGGACAACAGCGAAGCCUACGCCUUGCUGACAUCAGUGGGCCAGAAAAAGGCAGAUUCGAAGACCGCCGCCCCAAAGGUUGCAGCCAUGUUCCUCAGAUCUGUGGAGAAGCGGCUCAGUGCAGACAAGGUGGUCAACAGCCACGCUCACUUCUUUGGGAAGUGCAAGGACGUGGACACCUGCACGCUUGAGCUUCUGGGUUCAGUGAAGCGGGAACGAAUGUACCGUGCCAACAUUGAACAAGUCGUUGGAUGGGCAGACUCCACGGCAGCCUUUGCUGUAGACUACGUAUUUCGCCACGAAAGUGCAGGCGACGAGCACGAGCCUGGAGGCCAACGCUACCGAUCCCUGAUUCACGUCGGCGGGAGCGGGAAAGUGUGGCCCUGCUCCAGGGGCAAGGCCAAGGCAUGGUUGGCAGCUCCAUCUCUUCUCCAGGAGCUCCUGUGCCCGAGGCCGUGUCCACUGAGCAUCGACCUGGUAGCCCAGAGGCCCCGGGGCUCAGCGCAGGCGCAGUUGCAGAUUUUCCUGGGAGCACGCGAGUCUGCGGGAAGUGACGUUCAUCUCCUGAGAAGUGAAAACCACUUCCUGACGGAGAAGCUUGUGGAAGCUUCCCUGCAGUCAGCUCAGCACUUUGAGGCACUUUCUUCGAACCGGGACGAACUCCGCCGCCAGGUUCAGGACCUGCGCACUCAGCUCGACAGCGAGAAGGCUCAGCGCUCCCGGUUUGAGGAGCGCUUGGCCUCGGCAGAGGAGAUCCUGGGGCGGCUGACAGAGGAGAACAUGCGCCUGAGCGGGAAUGCAAAAGCUCCGGAGGCGACGUCUCCGGCAUCCCAACCCGAGCAGAUGGACAGGGACUCCUUGUGGAAGGUUUACACCAGCCUGAGGGAAAAGGCAGAGCAUCUCGCCCAGGAGAACGAAGAGCUGCGGAAGCUCACGGAGCAAAGGACCUCCGAGGCAAACUCCACGAUCAUGGAGUUGGCGCAGCGAAACCUACAGCUAGAGGGGCGCCUUCAGGCUGCCCAGCAGCAGCUGGAGAAGCUGCGAGGUGUCACCCCGAAUCUCCCUGGGAGCUGCUCCACCACCCCUCGCGCUGCUUCACAAUCCUCACGCUCGGUAUCCCGCAGCGGCUCUGCUGUGCAGGUUCGACAGCGGGUGGAUUUGGACAUCGAGCGCAAUGCCAGCGCGCAGUCGUUGCACAGUGCGGCCUCUGACAGUACGCAGCGCAUGUCCUGCCAAACCGGAGCGCCGGAGCUUUGCCUUGCCCAGGCGACCCACAUCGCAGCCCCGGCGAAGUCCAAGUCGUGUCCAUAUCACCUUGUGCAGUGCUCUGGGGUGAAAGUAUCCAUGACAAAUCUUGGCCUGGAGUCUUUUGUCACAAGCGUGUCUGUGAAGAAGGUUCCUUUCUGCUUUAGUUUCCGUUUUGAAGAAGCAGAUUGGGCGGGCCAGCCAAGUGCCAUGCCCAUGUCAGCUAUGUCCGCCAGCAUGCUGCCCCAGAUUAAGAUGGUCCUGAUGGUCAUCGCGACCCUUGCGGCCGUAACAGGCUGUUUCAUCGAGCUCCUCAAGAGACGGUUGAUCAGCUGGGUUGACAAGCAGCCUUGGCGCUCGCGAAUGAUCCCACCUCAGCGAAACAUGAUGCACAACUUCGGCUACAGCGAGUCAAUCACUUCUGAUGAAAGGGUCGUUGUCGACUGCUACUGCUUUCUGAUUGCCAUCUGCUCCCAUCAUCUCGUGGUGAGCCUGGCCCUAACUCCUGUGGCUGUUUUGGGCUGGGACUCGGCCGGUUCCGUUGGGCAGUUCUUGUUCUACGCUGGUGCCGUGGGAGAUGUAGCGUACUCGGCUUAUGACACCGUCCAGACGACUCUCAGAACCUUUUGCCCAGUCAGCUUCAAAGGACUGGGCGUGCAGCUGCCGAAGAAAUAUUUCAUUGUCAUGGUUUGCUUACAUCAUACACUCUCCAUGAUGCUGACGGUGCCGAUGAUCCUCUACUACCCUAAGAUGAGAGCACUGCACAUUUUGAUGUGGUCAAUGCUUUCUUCUGCCGGUGUCGGCUAUUUGCUGGGUUGCUACAAAUUCACCCUGGACACGCAAGACUCUCGCCGGGACUUGUUGCAAUUCAAGGCCAUCGUGCUGGUUCAGUCGCUGAUGAUAUGGCUUGUUCGAGGAUACGUCUGGCUGACUCAAGCUACAUCUGCGAUGAUGGUCUUCUACCGACUUGGAGACACCCUGUUUCUUUUGCUUGGGUCAGUUGGCUUCGUCAUGAUGACACUUUUCAACCUGUUGAUGGUGAUCGACUCGACCACAGCAGUCGUCAAGUGGUUACCCCAGAAGAUGCACAUGCGGGGCCACGAUACAAAGCGAUCAUGCCAUGAGACACUCAAGCCCACACUUCGAGAAUCUGUCAGCGAAAGGAAAGAGCUCCCGGCCAUGGUGCAUGCAGCGGGCUUGCGGAGAGUGCAGGGGGCGAGGGUGGCAUUUGCCACUCAAUGA
This is a messenger RNA of Symbiodinium sp. CCMP2456, 2790 nucleotides long. Lineage: Eukaryota; Dinophyceae; Suessiales; Symbiodiniaceae. The record is from the annotation of a GenBank genome assembly.